Molecule: messenger RNA, 1134 nt
Organism: Amphibalanus amphitrite
Lineage: Eukaryota; Metazoa; Arthropoda; Thecostraca; Balanomorpha; Balanidae
Product: larval cuticle protein 65Ag1-like
Exons: 2
Coding region: 98-565 (155 amino acids)
Cellular component (GO): chitin-based extracellular matrix
Molecular function (GO): structural constituent of chitin-based larval cuticle
Source: RefSeq, a predicted model, not a curated record
GGCGGUGUGGCGAGUGACUGAGGGCCCGAGUUUGGGCGCCGCCUCGGGCGGAGUCCAUGUGUUUGUGGGCGGGACGCUCUAUAUAUAACGCAGGAGGAUGUGUGGAGGACACCAGUCGGUCCCAGGGCAUCAGCAGCACCCUCACAGACACUCGGACAUGAGACUCCUGCUGCUCGCCGCGCUGCUGCUCGCCGCCGCGGGCCGGCCGGUCGUCGAGGAGAGCUCGCCGGCGGUCGAGGAGGGCUCGCCGGCGGUCGAGGAGGGCUCGCCGGCGGUCGAGGAGGGCUCGCCGGUAGCCGAGGAAGACUCGCCCCCGGACCCGCCGGUCGAGGUGCUCCUUUCCAGCCACGUGCAGAACCCCGACGGCUCGUUCUCCUACAGCUACGAGCAGACCGACGGCCAGGCGGUGGAUGUGCGGGGAGAGCAGCGACAGAUCGGCGAGGAGUUCGGCACCGUGAUGCGCGGAUCGUACAGCUUCGUCGGCGACGACGGCGUCACCUACACCGUCACCUGGGUGGCCGACGAGAACGGUUUCCAGGCCGAGGGCGACCACCUGCCGUCGUAGGCGGCGGACUGGAGAUCGGUUACCGUUGGAGAUCGGCUGCUGCAGUAUGUCUUAACGCCUCAGAGAUCCAAUUCAGGGCAUUAUCUUAUUACGUGUGAUGUUUUUGUUUUUAUGAGUCCGUGACCGUGUUAUUACACUCAUGGCGCACCGGACAAUGUCUCGGCCCUGGCAGGUGACAGUGGAGGCGCAGCGGCGGCGCUGGUGACGCGUCGGCGGGCGUCUCUGCCACCCCGUGCCGAGCCGAGUGUCUCGAUGAGGUCGGAUGUUCGUGUUCCGUCUCCGUCUGUGUCGUGUUUCGUUUGUAUCGCGUGGCUGCGAGUUGCGUGACUCGUGAGGUUGUCGGACGUUCGUGUUUUGUCCGUUUGUAUUGUGAUGUGCGCGUUGUUCGUGUCUCUCCGCGUUGUUCGUGUCUCUGUUCGUGUCUCAGGCCGCGUCAGCUGUGAUAGGAGCGGCCCCGUCUGCACUAACGCGGGCACACAGGUGGCUGGAGCCAGUCCAGAGCGCUCAUUGGUACAAUCGUGCUGAUGUAAUACAUGUGUUUGAAUGCUACAAUAUAUGCCUCAAAAAUA